Messenger RNA from Onychostoma macrolepis, 1938 nucleotides. RefSeq lists its product as uncharacterized. The record is from RefSeq and is a predicted model, not a curated record. NCBI's taxonomy places the organism in Eukaryota, Metazoa, Chordata, Actinopteri, Cypriniformes, Cyprinidae. The transcript is spliced from 3 exons. Gene Ontology annotation, cellular component: plasma membrane. Bases 550 to 1455 code for a protein of 301 amino acids. Gene Ontology annotation, biological process: cellular response to fatty acid; G protein-coupled receptor signaling pathway. Gene Ontology annotation, molecular function: G protein-coupled receptor activity.
AUUAACAUUUUGAAUUAUCGCAUUUCAUUUAUGUUUUUGAUUGGCACAGUUAAUUGUUUUGUAUUAUACAGCAUUUUUCCAAAAAGCUCUCAGCUCUCAGCAGUUUGAUCAUGGCACAUAGAUGAUGGAAUCAAUAUUAAGUCAUUUAAUGCAAAAGCCAUUUAAGGUUCAGCCAAAAGAGAGAAAGAAAGAAAAAGUAUUCUAAAGAAUGUUUAUGCUGCUCAAAAUGAUCACAUCUGUGCAACUAUAAAAAGGAAAGAAAAAAUGCUAUUUGGAAUACAGACUAAUGCUAAGUAACUUCAUGUUGUUUUUGUGUCAUCUUGGAGCUAGAUAAAUUCGCUAAGACCAUCAAACUUGGGAUGAAAUGCAAAACAAUGCUUAAAAAUGUGGAGGAAAAUGGAUACAGGUGUCUAGAGUACAUUACAGAAGCACAUUUCAAAAGAGAUCAAGUCUACUAAUAAUAGAGAGAAUACCCUUUGGUGCUGUUUUAAGAACUCGCAGGGUUGUUUUCUACAGUAAAGUGAAAAACUUUAUCACAGUCCGACAACAAUGUCAGAAGAUUCGACAGUGUUUCUCGCCAUAUGCAUCAUCACAUUCCUGAUUGGUUUUCCUAAUACUGUGCUGGCAUUCUGCUUGUGUAUUCGCAAGAUUCAUCGUAAACCUAUCCCCAUUGACAUAUUCAUGUUGAACCUCGCUGCUUCUGACCUCGUCUUCCUCACCUUCCUGCCUGUCAAGAUGAAAGAGGCUGCAGAUAACAUGGUUUGGAACAUGCCCGGUGCCCUGUGCCGCUUCAGUCUGUUCAUGUUCUUUCUUCCUCUUUAUUCCAGCAGCCUGUUCUUGGCAGCGAUUAGUGCCGAGCGCUAUGUGUGUGUAGCAUUUCCAGUGAGGUAUAAAAGUCCAAAAAGAUUCAUUUACACAACACUUAUAUGUGUUUUCACCUGGGUGAUUAUUGCAGUAACUUCAGUAUUUACUUACAAGGCAGCAUACUUAGUUUCUAAUGAAGCGGACAACACCACUAAUAAUCGCUCUCUGGAGCCCGAACCUUGGGACUGUUAUAUUAACUUGUCAGCGAAACAGCUGACAGAACUGCUCCCAGUGCGUCUUGGGAUAGCAGUGGUGUUUUUCCUUCUACCCCUCCUUAUCUGCUGCUUCUGUUACAUCAGUUUAAUUCGUAUUUUGAUGAAGUGUCCUCUCUUGAAGCGACAGCUUAAACUCCGAGUAGUUGGACUGAUUGUGGGGACUCUCCUUGUGUUUGCCAUUAGUUUUGCACCCUACAAUGCAUCACACGUAGUGGGCUUCAUCAAAAAAGAAAAUCCAGAUUGGCGCAUGAAAACUUUAAUGCUGAGCACCUUAAACGCAUGUUUUGAUCCUAUUAUAUUUUUCUGUAUCUCUAAGGAUAUGAGAAGGGCCAUCAAAGUAUGUGCAAAGGUCUUGUGCAGUUUUAUGCCUACUUAAAGCAACUUUUUACUUAACUUAAGAAUGGUAUCCCCAAAAUGUCUUCUAAUUCAAUCACACAAAACAAAUGUCCAAAGACAUAUUGUAACCUACACUUAGGGUGUACACGUUUGUCAUGGUAGGCUAUAUGAGCAGAAAAGGGUCCUGUACCUUGGAAAAAUGUCACUGAAAUAACUGACCUGUGAGCAUCACGCCGAUCUUUGUGACAGCACUAAACUGCCUUCAGAUUUACAGUGUCCCUCCAAAGUGUCCACUGCUCCUUGUUCUAGGAUAGAUGCGUUCAGUCGGAAUAACGUUACCCUGCAAGGUCAUAGACAACAGUAGCACAUCUUAGAGAGGUUUCUAUGAUGACAUAAUAUAUCAUUUGUAAAUAAAUAUAACAUAUCGUUCUUUCAUUUAAUAUAAAGGUGUAGCCUAUAUAAAAUAUCCAAGUGUAUUUAUAGAAAUAUUUAAUUAUUAUUAAUUUAAUUAAUAUAAAUUGUC